This is a messenger RNA of Triticum aestivum (bread wheat), 2626 nucleotides long. RefSeq names its product probable LRR receptor-like serine/threonine-protein kinase At3g47570. The record is from RefSeq and is a predicted model, not a curated record. The transcript has a single exon. The coding region runs from base 1343 to 2374 and encodes 343 amino acids. Lineage: Eukaryota; Viridiplantae; Streptophyta; Magnoliopsida; Poales; Poaceae. Gene Ontology annotation, biological process: protein phosphorylation. Gene Ontology annotation, molecular function: protein binding; protein kinase activity; ATP binding.
CGUAACCUCCCUCUCUCUCCAUCUCUCCUCGCCGCCGCACGAGGCUGGGGUGCGGUCUGGGACUGCGGCGGCGGGUCUCGGAUCCGGGCGGCGGCCCCUGGCGAGGCUCCCUGUCUCCUGCGGCGGGCAGUGGGGUUGGCGUGGUGCCGGCGAUCUUGUCGGGUGGUCGACGGAUCUCCGGUGGCCUGGGGCCUCGCGUGGCUGCCUUGGCGGCUGGCGGCGCCAGAUCUGGCUGCUGGCCUUCUUCCCUGCUCGGUGCGCUUCUCCUGCGAGGGUCCCUGGGUGUGUUGUAUGGCCUGCCUAUGGGAUGCGGGCGAUUCUGGUGGUCAGGAUCCAGAUCGGGGGAAACCCGGGUCGGCUCCGGCCGGCCGCGACGACGACGACGCCCGCGGGCGCGAUUUCUUCAUGGAGACGUCUGUCAAGGUCUGCGUCUGCCCUUCUACUCCCCACCACCUAGCUUCUCGGGUGAAAACCUAACUCCGGUGGGCGGCGGCAGCGUCUUUGGCGCCGCGACCUUCUUGAAGGCGCCGCCUUGAGGGUUGGGUGGUGGCGGGCGCUGUUUGGGGUCGGUGACAGCUGCCGACGGCGUGCCCUUCUUGGCCCAAGCCUCCGCUUUUCCUCCGACGCGUUCUGGUUCUCCUGGGGGCGUCGUUUUGGAGUAAGUGUUGGCUGGGAGGAUGGUGGAGCGGCGCUCCAUCUCACACAUUGAUGGCGGCGGAUGUCGGCGGCAUGGCGCUGUGGAGGCUCGACGUCCGAUGCACGGAGAUGGACUCGCGCAGGAGGAGGUUGCUGUUUGGCGUCAUGGUGGCGUCAAUGGCGGAGUGGCCAGACAAGGUAGAAGCCUCAAUUUGAUCUGAAGACAGACCUGUGAAAGAUGGCGGUGACAACACACGAGUGCGUCUGACCGGAUUAAGCCCCAGACCCGGUAUGUGACUCGACUGGGGCUUCCGAAUGUGUUUCGGCUUCUGGCUUUUGAUGUUAGGCUUACGUGAGUGGUCUGGGUAGUGGCCCGGCUACCACCCCUUCAUCAUAUUGGAUAGGAGUAGUGGCAUAUGUUGUCAAGAUGGUGGAUUCAGGCACAUUGGUGUAAUACUUUGUAAGGUCCUCGAGAAUAAUCAAUAAAGUGGCCGUAUGCAUCUUCCAGAUGCAGAGGCCGGGGGUCAUCCUCCUUUUCUAAAAAAACAAACAAUGUAGGGAAUAUAUCAAGCGAGCUGCAAUUUUUUUAGCACGUGAAAACAGGUUGGUUGGAGGAAUUCCAACCACAAUUUCAAAUUUAACUGGCCUAUUUGUGCUAGAUCUUUCAGAAAACCAACUUCAUAGUGCAAUUCCAGAGUCCAUCAUAAUGAUGACAAAUCUAGAAUGGCUUGACCUCCAGAAAAAUAAUUUGUUUGGCUCCAUCCCAUCUCAGAUUGCCAUGCUCAACAAUCUAGACCAUAUUUUUCUCAACGACAAUUGUUUCUCUGGUUCCAUACCAGAAAACAUCGGUAACCUCACUAAGUUAGAAUUUCUCAGCUUAUCAAGAAACCAAUUAACAUCAACUCUGCCACCAAGUUUGUUUCAUACUGAUAGCUUAGUAAACCUAGAUUUGUCUCAGAACUCUUUGAAUGGUGCACUACCAUUGGAUAUGGGCUAUUCUAAACAAAUUAUUAGCAUGGAUCUCUCUACCAAUCACUUUGUUGGUAGGAUCCCAGAUUCGGUUGGACAACUUCAAACGUUAACCAACUUGAACCUAUCACAAAAUUCCUUCUCCGGUUCAAUUCCGAACUCUUUCAACAAGCUAACCAGCUUGAAAUCCUUGGACCUAUCACAUAAUGAUUUCUUCGGUACCAUCCCAAAUUACCUAGCCAAUUUUACCAUGCUCAAUAGUUUGGACCUAUCUUUCAAUAAUCUGAAAGGUCAGAUACCCAAUGGAGGGAUCUUCUCAAACAUUAGCAUACAAUCCUUGAUGGGGAACUCAGGUCUUUGUGGUGCUUCACGAUUAGGGUUUUCAACAUGUCCAAGUAACCCACAAAAAACUAAAGGUGGAAUUUUGAAAUUUGUAGUCCCUACCAUCAUUAUAGUGAUUGGUGUUUUAGCUUCAUAUUCAUAUGCAAUGAUAAGAAGGAAAACUAGCAGUCAGCAAGGGAUGCCAGUUUCUAUUGAUAUAGUUGACGUGACAAGUCAUCCUCUGGUCCCUUACCAUGAGCUGGCUCGCGCUACAAAUAACUUCAGCGAGAGCAAUCUUUUGGGGUAUGGAAGCUUUGGAAAAGUUUUUAAGGGUCAACUAAGCAGUGGUUUGGUGGUUGCAAUAAAAGUCAUAAACAUGCAGCUUCUGCAGGGCAUCAGAAGCUUUGAUGCUGAGUGUCAGGCUCUCCGUAUGGCACGGCAUCGCUGAAGGAUAUAUGCCCUAGAGGCAAUAAUAAAAUUAUUAUUUAUUUCAUUAUAUCAUGAUAAAUGUUUAUUAUUCAUGCUAGAAUUGUAUUAACCGGAAACAUAAUACAUGUGUGAAUACAUAGACAAACAGAGUGUCACUAGUAUGCCUCUACUUAACUAGCUCGUUGAUCAAAGAUGGUUAAGUUUCCUAGCCAUUGACAUGGGUUGUCAUUUGAUUAACGAGAUCACAUCAUUAGGAGAAUGAUGUGAUUGA